GAGAAUUGUACUUCGAACUCAACACUACGGUACUGUACGCACAGUGCGAGUGCCAUUGCUAGUACGUACUACCGGUAUUCCGACCGGAGAGCACGAGGAACCUGUUUGCCAACAAUGCAAGCCACAUACCAUUGAUAGAAUUUGUACAAGCGGACCAUUCGAUUGCAUCCGUUCCUUCCCAGAUGAAAAACAGAAGCUCGGCGUCCUUCCACAGCCGGGGCAACAGCCACCACGAAAGAAUCGCCACCGGGGUGGAGGGGGGAGCUGGCAUUACCAAUAGUAGCAAUGGGAGCAACGGCAUUUGCAGCAGCAUCAGCAGCAGCAGCAGUAUUCUCUUCAACCAGAAGCCUGCGCGAUCACGAACACGAACACGAAUACACCAAGAUCGUCGGGAGCAAGCAAUCGCAAGCGCAAACACAAUCACAAGCGCAAACACUUCGCUGGCAACGGCGGCAGCAUCGAAACGCGCCACCGUUGCGAGACGAUCCGUGCUGCAUCGGAGACGAACGAAGCGGGCCUUGCGGUUGCUGGCCAUUCCCUUGGUGUUCCUUGCCCCGAUCGUGGCGCUGCACCUGGAGCUGCACCGCUUGCUGCAACGGCACGGGCGGUUCGUCCACGGUACGGCACCACUGCACGCGGAUGCGCACGCGUUGUCCUCCUCGUCCCCCUCGCCCGGGCGAUUGGACGCGGGGGAGGAGGACGGAAGCCCCGUCGGGCCCGGCAGAACGGACGCCCCAAGAAUCGAUCCGAUUCUGGUCUUUCGCUUUCCGCCGUACCACACGGGGCAGGGGAUCGGCAACGUUGUGUCGGGAGUCCUGGCCGCCCACCUCCUCGCCGAGGAGUUCCACCGAACGAUCUGCCACGCGCCACACCCAAAGGACGAAGCGGCCAUCGCCACGGGCAAGGAUGCCUCGGCCGCGGGCAGGGGGCCGCACGCAUCCUUUCACAAGGCCUUCGCCUGGAAGGACCCGGCCCACGCGGAACGCUGCGAUCGUGCCCUGGGAGGGGGGGCAACGCGCUCCGUCGGAAAUUCCACCGGUGCGCACGCAAACACGCAUACUACCAUUGUCCAAAACAAUUACGAUGCCACCAGCGAGCAGAGCGAGUGCAGAAUGAAAGACAUCCUGUCGAACCACGAGGACUAUCCCAUUGUAUACUACGAGGGUAAUACUUAUCCACGGUGGCCAAGCAGAAGCAGCAACAGCAGCAACAACACCAUCAACAACAACAACAACAAUACACACCGGGAAGAACGGGACUAUUUCCACGAGAGGUUCGAGCCUACACCCGAGCUACGGGCCAUUCUUCCCUGGUCGGUUGCACCACGCGAUUCGAACGGAGCUGCCGACGAACCAACGCGGGCCACCACAACCAUCACAGGAAAGCCACCAUCGAUCGUCGUUCACCUUCGGGACGGAGACGGGGUUCACGACGAGCGGGAGGGCCUCGACGAAGAAACGCUCUCGCUGCUGGCGCGAGAGGACUUUGUCGAAGCCGCCCGGGGCAAGGCAGGCGGUGCCGUCUUCCUCGUGACCAACCGGAUCGACUGGUACGCGAGGUUUCCGAACUGGUCCAAUCCGGGCUGGACCUCCGAGAUCCACCACUCGGCGAUGGACGCAAUCCGGUGGGGAAGCAGCAGCGAAAAGCCGGCCCACCACCAACGCAACAAGGAUCGCGAGGCCUUGCAGCUGUGGGCGGACUGGUACACACUCCUCGUCGCGGACCGCAUCUACCACACCCACAGCGACUUUUCGAGGUCGGCGGCACGCUGGAACGAGCGCACAAAGAGCUGGACCAUAAGGGGAACCACCAGCGCUGCCGGUGGCACCGAAGAAGGCCAAGAAAGGGCGGAAUCCCAUCGCCUUUGGCUGCAGCCGGACCUCGAGGAGAAGGGCAGCGGCGAAACCAGGGGCAGGAAGAAUGGCACCCCGCGGCUGGUGGACCGGACCGGCGACGGGCUCUGGUUCUGCGGGGGAGCGGCGACCGCCUCCCUCCGAGAACAACUCCACCGAAAGGAAAAACACGACCGGCAGCUCCUGGAUCUGGUUCGGAGGAGACAGCGGAUGCGGACGGGGGCCAGCCACUGGUAGCUGACCGACCGACAACGUGCUUGCACCGAUUCGUACACCGAUUGCGCCUCCGUAGCGAAUGCGGAAACGUUUGCACGCACGCACGCCCAGUGGAAUGCAAUGCAAUGCAGAGCAGACGCACGGACGGCAGAGGAGUAUUGCGCGAUGCGGACUCGGUGUCGACGGGAAAGCAGAAUCUACCGUCCGUCCAAAGACCCAUCCCUGACUCCAUUGGGCCAACCACAAAACCGGACGACAACAACUUCAGAGGAAUGGAGGUGGACAAAGGGACAACUGUCCCGUGCAUCGAACGGAGAAACCAAUGAAGGAGGUGUUGUCAUCGAAUUUGAAAACAGCACCGACUGGGUCACCAAUUCGUAGCUGUUCCCGAGGAUUUGGGAGUCGUUGGUAUGGCAACGAAUAGGCUACUCUACUGUAAAGGCACGCAACAACAGCAACAAGCAAACAAUCCAAUCGCGCUACGCUAUCCGGAAAGUUGCGCCUGCAAAUAAUUUCUUGACUGUUUG
Pseudo-nitzschia multistriata is the source of this 2596-nucleotide messenger RNA. The record is from the annotation of a GenBank genome assembly. NCBI's taxonomy places the organism in Eukaryota, Bacillariophyta, Bacillariophyceae, Bacillariales, Bacillariaceae.